UCGCUCACUACUUCCUCAUAAGCUAUAGCUCUGAAAUCAUAAAGUCGCAAAGUCAACAAACUUCGUGAUCAUUUGGUACUCAGCGCAUGUUGUAAACAGGACUCAAAUGCACCAUGUUCCGUGCAAAAUUGAUAUCUUUCAUGUCUUUGAUGUUGUUGGGAGUUAUAGCGGUGUGCUGUAUUUCGGGAUCGUCUGCUAACAGGAAUGUGUACCGAAAUGUUGGACCUUACAAAUGGCGGUUGGAUGGAUGGCCCUCGAACAGGGAGCCGGGGUUCAAGGCGAGGAUUUCGCAAAACGGCCUUGACUUUCUGAGAGAUGUCGGUAUUCACAUGCUACAAACGAAGAUUCAGCAGCUUACCAUUCCUGACAUUCACGGCAAGGCUGACGUCAAAGUCGGUCAUAUUUAUUAUGACGUCACAAAAAUGCACAUAACGACUUUCUCUAUCCCCUCGGCUACUCUGACUACCAAUCCGACAGCUGGUGGGCUAACACUGAAGACGAGCGGGGUAUCUAUUAAGGUGCAUGGGGACUGGCAUUACAGUACUCAUGGAUUUAUCCACAUUUCCGACUCUGGUAGUUUUGACGCUGGUGCCAAUUCGAUCACACUUACUGUAACGUUGAGGAUAGGAGUUGAUGCUACCGGUCGACCUAGCAUUUCAUCUCAGGCAUCAGACUGUUCUUUCAGUGUCGGUGGGCUUGAUAUCAAACUUCACGGUGGAGCCAGCUGGCUAUACAACCUAUUUGAUCAUGACAUCGGAAACGCCAUCAAAGAUUCUUUGAAUAGUCAGAUCUGUAGUACAGUUGUUGAUGAGGUGAAUGGCAGUUUGGAAGACGAACUUAAAACAUUGCAAGUGAUUGCUCCUGUAGAAGAUAUCAUCGAGAUUGACUACUCAUUGGUAGAAAGUCCUUCCUUCAACGGAUCUAUCAAUACAGCUCACAAGGGUGAAGUGUAUCCACUAGGAAACAAGACCGAAUGCCCUCUACCGGUUCCUCAGAUUCCACCAGAUUCGGAUGUUUCUCGCAUGGUGUUCAUCUGGAUAACCGAAUAUCUGCCUAACUCUGCCGGUUAUGUGCUUCAGAACAUCGGUUUUCUUCAGUAUAACGUGACCCCAGACAACGUCCCUGCCGAGGAGAAGUAUCUGCUGAACACAUCAAACUUUGCUCUUGAUCUUCUCAUCCCACAGAUUAACAAGAUGUAUCCAAACAUGGCUAUGCAGAUCAAUGUGAACAGCACCAAGGCUCCAGUGGUCAAAGUAGCCUCUACCGGGGUUCAAGCUGUCUUGGUCGGGGACUUCACCCCGUACGCAAUCUUGCCCAAUAAGACACUGGCGUACCUGUUCACACUCAGCGUGACCAUAUCAUCCAAGGUUACUGUGAACUUUACAUCCAACAACAUAACCUGGAACAUAUCGUCGUUUAGUACUACAAUGAAAGCGGUGCAUUCAGCGGUGGGCCCAUUUUUCACAUCAGCUCUUCAGUUGGCUGUUAACACCGCUAUCAAGGCUGAACUUGUUCCUAAGCUCAACCAGCUUGGUGCUGUUGGUGUCCCUCUACCUCAAUUGGAAGGAUUCAACUUUACCAAGCCCGUCGUCUCCCUAGGGGAGGGAUUUUUGAAGAUCGGAACAGACCUGACAUAUACUCCAUGAAUCUUGCACCUUCUUCAGUGUGUUCAACACAAGAAUUAACAAAUGAUAUUGAUGGUAUAGCAGGCUGGUGUAAAUGAACAAAAUGAAUAAAAAAUACGGACUACUUUAAGAUGGAAAAUGAAUAAGCACAUUAUAUCAUCACGUCUAAUUAAUCUGAUAACGCUAUGUGCACUUGAUACACUUGAUUUUUAUGGUCCACAAUAAUAAUAAUAAUAAUGAUAAUAAUAAUGACAAUGAUAAGUGUUUGUGCCUUAUUUAUGUUCUUGUCACAACAUUUGUUUUCUCUCCUUUUGUGCCAAAUAUUUGAACUGAUUGUAUAUUGUUUACUUUGUAUUAUUUUGUAUUAUGCUUUUCCCAAAGAAAUGAUACGAGGGGGCGACUGAAAAUCUUUGAGCCUAUCAUAAGGAUUGAGAAAUGUGAAAAAUUUGGGUCGUAAAAUUUGUCUCUUUUCUUAAUCCUUCCCGGCGCCGGGGUGGCCUGCCACCGAAUUUUUGGUCAUAGCAAUAUCGAGUCUUACCUGUUGGUAACUUUUCUGUAUCAGGUGUCUCACGCAAAAUGGACUAACCUGAGUAUCGAGCUGUAAUCAAACUUCUGCAGCUAAAAUGCAUGACCCCCAGCUUCGACUCGGCAGUCUUUGAGGGUAACCCUUCAAAUUGCCUGGAAAGAGUAGUGACUAUGAGACUUUAAUCAUUCAUAAUUAUCACCCUGAGAGCAAGGAA
Molecule: messenger RNA, 2365 nt
Organism: Lytechinus variegatus (green sea urchin)
Lineage: Eukaryota; Metazoa; Echinodermata; Echinoidea; Temnopleuroida; Toxopneustidae
Product: bactericidal permeability-increasing protein-like
Exons: 16
Coding region: 114-1646 (510 amino acids)
Molecular function (GO): lipid binding
Source: RefSeq, a predicted model, not a curated record